CUCUCCCAUUUGGGGUCGCCUCGGCUCUGGGGCGGUCUCACGCCCCCCCCCCAGCCCCUUGCGUUCCCCCUCCUUUUCUCUGCUCUCCGCUCCACCCCGCUACGUCCGAUUCCGGAACGGUCCGGCGUUUCUGCUGCUGGAGAUGACCGCGGGGUGGGCCGGGUGGCCCGGCCGGCGUGAGCGCGCACGCUGGUGGCUGCAGGCGCGGGCCGUGUCUAAGGAGCUAGACGUCAGCUUGGAGCGGCGCCGGACCGUGGAUGGCCUUGACUGACGGCGGCUGGUGCUUGCCGAAGCGCUUCGGGGCCGCGGGUGCGGACGCCAGCGACUCCAGAGCCUUUCCAGCGCGGGAGCCCUCCACGCCGCCUUCCCCCAUCUCUUCCUCGUCCUCCUCCUGCUCCCGGGGCGGAGAGCGGGGCCCCGGCGGCGCCAGCAACUGCGGGACGCCUCAGCUCGACACGGAGGCGGCGGCCGGACUCCCGGCCCGCUCGCUGCUGCUCAGUUCCUACGCUUCGCAUCCCUUCGGGGCUCCCCACGGACCUUCGGCGCCUGGGGUCGCGGGCCCCGGGGGCAACCUGUCGAGCUGGGAGGACUUGCUGCUGUUCACUGACCUCGACCAAGCCGCGACCGCCAGCAAGCUGCUGUGGUCCAGCCGCGGCGCCAAGCUGAGCCCCUUCGCACCCGAGCAGCCGGAGGAGAUGUACCAGACCCUCGCCGCUCUCUCCAGCCAGGGUCCGGCCGCCUACGACGGCGCGCCCGGCGGCUUCGUGCACUCUGCGGCCGCGGCGGCAGCAGCCGCGGCGGCGGCCAGCUCCCCGGUCUAUGUGCCCACCACCCGCGUGGGUUCCAUGCUGCCCGGCCUACCGUACCACCUGCAGGGGUCGGGCAGUGGGCCAGCCAACCACGCGGGCGGCGCGGGCGCGCACCCCGGCUGGCCUCAGGCCUCGGCCGACAGCCCUCCAUACGGCGGCGGAGGCGGCGCGGCUGGCGGCGGGGCCGCGGGGCCUGGCGGCGCUGGCUCGGCCGCGGCGCACGUCUCGGCGCGCUUCCCCUACUCUCCCAGCCCGCCCAUGGCCAACGGCGCCGCGCGGGAGCCGGGAGGCUACGCGGCGGCGGGCAGUGGGGGCGCGGGAGGCGUGAGCGGCGGCGGCAGUAGCCUGGCGGCCAUGGGCGGCCGCGAGCCCCAGUACAGCUCGCUGUCGGCCGCGCGGCCGCUGAACGGGACGUACCACCACCACCACCACCACCACCACCAUCCGAGCCCCUACUCGCCCUACGUGGGGGCGCCACUGACGCCUGCCUGGCCGGCCGGACCCUUCGAGACCCCGGUGCUGCACAGCCUGCAGAGCCGCGCCGGAGCCCCGCUCCCGGUGCCCCGGGGCCCCAGUGCAGACCUGCUGGAGGACCUGUCCGAGAGCCGCGAGUGCGUGAACUGCGGCUCCAUCCAGACGCCGCUGUGGCGGCGGGACGGCACCGGCCACUACCUGUGCAACGCCUGCGGGCUCUACAGCAAGAUGAACGGCCUCAGCCGGCCCCUCAUCAAGCCGCAGAAGCGCGUGCCUUCAUCACGGCGGCUUGGAUUGUCCUGUGCCAACUGUCACACCACAACUACCACCUUAUGGCGCAGAAACGCCGAGGGUGAACCCGUGUGCAAUGCUUGUGGACUCUACAUGAAACUCCAUGGGGUGCCCAGACCACUUGCUAUGAAAAAAGAGGGAAUUCAAACCAGGAAACGAAAACCUAAGAACAUAAAUAAAUCAAAGACUUGCUCUGGUAAUAGCAGUAAUUCCAUUCCCAUGACUCCAACUUCCACCUCUUCUAACUCAGAUGAUUGCAGCAAAAAUACUUCCCCCACAACACAACCUACAGCCUCAGGGGCGGGUGCCCCGGUGAUGACUGGUGCGGGAGAGAGCACCAAUCCCGAGAACAGCGAGCUCAAGUAUUCGGGUCAAGAUGGGCUCUACAUAGGCGUCAGUCUGGCCUCGCCGGCCGAAGUCACGUCCUCCGUGCGACAGGAUUCCUGGUGCGCCCUGGCCCUGGCCUGAGCCCACGCCGCCAGGAGGCAGGGAGGGCUCCGCCGCGGGCCUCACUCCACUCGUGUCUGCUUUUGUGCAGCAGUCCAGACAGUGGCGACUGCGCUGACAGAACGUGAUUCUCGUGCCUUUAUUUUGAAAGAGAUGUUUUUCCCAAGAGGCUUGCUGAAAGAGUGAGAGAAGAUGGAAGGGAAGGGCCAGUGCAACUGGGCGCUUGGGCCACUCCAGCCAGCCCGCCUCCAGGGCGGACCCUGCUCCACUUCCAGAAGCCAGGACUAGGACCCGGGCCUUGCCUGCUAAGGAAUAUUGAGAGAGAUUUUUUAAAAAAGAUUUUGCAUUUUGUCCAAAAUCAUGUGCUUCUUCUGAUCAAUUUUGGUUGUUCCAGAAUUUCUUCAUACCUUUUCCACAUCCAGAUUUCAUGUGCGUUCAUGGAGAAGAUCACUUGAGGCCAUUUGGUACACAUCUCUGGAGGCUGAGUCGGUUCAUGAGGUCUCUUAUCAAAAAUAUUACUCAGUUUGCAAGACUGCAUUGUAACUUUAACAUACACUGUGACUGACGUUUCUCAAAGUUCAUAUUGUGUGGCUGAUCUGAAGUCAGUCAGAAUUUGUAAACAGGGUAGCAAACAAGAUAUUUUUCUUCCAUGUAUACAAUAAUUUUUUUAAAAAGUGCAAUUUGCGUUGCAGCAAUCAGUGUUAAAUCAUUUGCAUAAGAUUUAACAGCAUUUUUUAUAAUGAAUGUAAACAUUUUAACUUAAUGGUACUUAAAAUAAUUUAAAAGAAAAAUGUUAACUUAGACAUUCUUAUGCUUCUUUUACAACUACAUCCCAUUUUAUAUUUCCAAUUGUUAAAGAAAAAUAUUUCAAGAACAAAUCUUCUCUCAGGAAAAUUGACUUUCUCUAUUUGUUAAGAAUUUUUAUACAAGAACACCAAUAUACCCCCUUUAUUUUACUGUGGAAUAUGUGCUGGAAAAAUUGCAACAACACUUUACUACCUAACGGAUAGCAUUUGUAAAUACUCUAGGUAUCUGUAAACACUCUGAUGAAGUCUGUAUAGUGUGACUAACCCACAGGCAGGUUGGUUUACAUUAAUUUUUUUUUGAAUGGGAUGUCCUAUGGAAACCUAUUUCACCAGAGUUUUAAAAAUAAAAAGGGUAUUGUUUUGUCUUCUGUACAGUGAGUUCCUUCCCUUUUCAAAGCUUUCUUUUUAUGCUGUAUGUGACUAUAGAUAUUCAUAUAAAACAAGUGCACGUAAA
Messenger RNA from Gorilla gorilla gorilla (western lowland gorilla), 3281 nucleotides. RefSeq names its product GATA binding protein 6 (gene GATA6). The transcript is spliced from 7 exons. Bases 258 to 2042 code for a protein of 594 amino acids. Gene Ontology annotation, molecular function: DNA-binding transcription factor activity, RNA polymerase II-specific; zinc ion binding; RNA polymerase II cis-regulatory region sequence-specific DNA binding. Gene Ontology annotation, biological process: epithelial cell differentiation; negative regulation of transcription by RNA polymerase II; positive regulation of transcription by RNA polymerase II. NCBI's taxonomy places the organism in Eukaryota, Metazoa, Chordata, Mammalia, Primates, Hominidae. Gene Ontology annotation, cellular component: nucleus. The record is from RefSeq and is a predicted model, not a curated record.